AUGACGAUAGAUCUAAGAUAUAUUGAGAACUUUUUAUGCGACUUGGCUCUGAAAAAGAUCGGUCCAAUUAUCAAGACCAAAUCUGGUACUCAAAGCGAAUAUGAUUUGAAGACAGGUUCUAGACAAGUUGACAUCGUCACUGCAAUUGAUAAACAAGUGGAAAAAUUGAUAUGGGACUCUUUAAAGGAUGAGUUCCCAAAUUUUAAAUUUGUUGGUGAAGAAAGUUAUGUCAAAGGUGUAACGAAGAUAACUGAUGAACCAACUUUCAUAGUGGACCCAAUCGAUGGUACAACGAAUUUUGUUCAUGAUUUUCCCUUUAGUUGUACUUCUAUGGGAUUAACAAUUAAUAAAAUUCCUGUGGUUGGUGUAAUCUUUAACCCCCAUUUGAAUUUGUUGAUAUCUGCAUCGAAAGAUAAUGGUGUACGACUCAACGGAGAAGAUUAUGAUUAUGAAACCAAAAUUAAAUCAAUGGGUCCAUUAAUAAUCAAUAAAUCUAUUGUAGCAUUACAACCGGGAUCCGCAAGAGAAGGUACCAAUUUUAAAACCAAGAUGAAGACAUAUGAAAAUUUAUUAUCUGCAGAUGGUGGGUUUGUUCAUGGUUUCAGAAAUCUUGGCUCCUCUGCAAUGUCUCUUGCAUAUAUUGCUUUAGGUUAUUUGGAUAGUUAUUGGGAUGGUGGUUGUUACUCCUGGGACGUAUGUGCUGGUUGGUGCAUUUUGAAUGAAACUGGAGGUAAAAUUGUUGGUGCCAAUAAUAAUGAAUGGGAUAUUCCUGUUGAUAAUAGAACUUAUUUCGCAGUUAGAGGUACUUGUGAUUCAACAAACAAAGACCAACAGAAAUAUAUUACUGAUUUUUGGAGUAAUGUCGGUGGUAUUUUGAAAUAUGAUUAG
Maudiozyma saulgeensis is the source of this 888-nucleotide messenger RNA. Lineage: Eukaryota; Fungi; Ascomycota; Saccharomycetes; Saccharomycetales; Saccharomycetaceae. The record is from the annotation of a GenBank genome assembly.